Heterobilharzia americana is the source of this 291-nucleotide messenger RNA. NCBI's taxonomy places the organism in Eukaryota, Metazoa, Platyhelminthes, Trematoda, Strigeidida, Schistosomatidae. The record is from the annotation of a GenBank genome assembly.
AUGGGAAAGAAGCUGAAGAAGUCUUUGGAUAUUGAGAAAGGAGCACCGUGUGUCGACUGUGGUAAGCUAUUUUCAACGAAACAUCAUCUCGAAGAACAUCGUAAAGUUAAACAUGAAGACAAACCUUUCAAAUGUGAAGAAUGCGACAAGAAUCUACAGUCACGUAAAGGACUACAAAUACACAUUAAAACUCAUUCACAUGACCUGCUUAAGUGUGCAAAGUGUAAGGCGAAAUUCGCAUUUGCAUCGGAUUUGAAAAAACAUUGGAAAUCAAUUCAUAGUGGUAAGUAG